Carlito syrichta (Philippine tarsier) is the source of this 1721-nucleotide messenger RNA. RefSeq names its product zinc finger protein 384-like. The annotation marks the transcript as partial. The transcript is spliced from 3 exons. The record is from RefSeq and is a predicted model, not a curated record. NCBI's taxonomy places the organism in Eukaryota, Metazoa, Chordata, Mammalia, Primates, Tarsiidae.
GCGAAAGGGUACAGUGUCCUCAUCUUGGUUUCUCCCAACUUUCUCAGUCCCACAGACGGCAACACAACAAAGAUAAACCCUUCAAGUGCCACAACUGUCAUCGGGCGUACACAGAUGCAGCCUCACUCGAGGUGCACCUGUCUACGCACACGGUGAAGCAUGCCAAGGUGUACACCUGCACCAUCUGCAGUCGCGCAUACACAUCGGAAACAUACCUAAUGAAGCAUAUGCGCAAACACAACCCUCCUGAUCUCCAGCAACAAGUGCAGGCAGCCGCGGCGGCAGCAGCAGUGGCCCAGGCCCAGGCCCAGCCGCCGCCACACUUCCAGUCUCCCGGGGCAGCCCCCCAGGGCGGAGGCGGCGGGGACAGCAACGCCAACCCUCCACCCCAGUGUUCCUUUGACCUGACGCCCUACAAGACGGCGGAGCAUCACAAGGACAUCUGCCUCACGGUCACCACCAGCACCAUCCAGGUGGAGCACCUGGCCAGCUCUUAGAGAUCCGUGCUGCCACCCCCCGGGGCGAGGAGCAAGCAGCUCUGGUCCCUUCUCUCUCCGACUCCGCUUGGUGGGAAACAUCCUCUUCCUCCUCGACAGGCCUUGGCUCCGCCUCCUGGGCCUCCGGCCCGGCUUUCCUUCUCGAGAUAGCAUCCUUACUCUCAAUGCCUCUCCCAAAGGAACAGCAGCCCUCCUGAUCGACAAAGGAACACUGAGCUGGCGGUGUCACACAGCAGCCUCCCCUCCCAAGCAGAGCUUUUAAGACGGGGUUGGUGCUCAAGGGAAGGAUGUGCUGUGACCUCACAGAAACUGGUUCGGUGUGGGCACUUAACCCUGUCCUUACCCUCCUCAUCCUCCAAGUUUGGGCCGGUAGGAGACUAGAGGCUGGCCCUGCCAGACAGCAGAAAAGGGAGCCCCAAAUGCAACCAGCCUCCUGUUCUGUUCUUGCCUGCAGGAGAACAGAGGUUUCUCACAAGCCCCAGCCCUUAAGAGCCAUUUUCUUCCCCUAUGUGAUCUCACUUCACUUCCUGGCAACUGCUGGUAGAAGGAGAUUUGAGUAGGGAUUAGACCUCCUUUCGUUUGUGAGGGGGCAAGGGCUGAGAUGUGGUCCCCAAGGGGCCAGAGAUUCCCACGUGGUCACGUGUGGCUUAAAAGUGGGUUAUGGUUUCACUGAUUUCCUCGGAGCCUGUCCUCCGUUGCCAGCCUAGGCCCUAUCGUCUUGGUCUCCCCAGCCCAGCCCCCCGGAGCUGUGGGAGCUUUGUGUUCUCCAGGAAGCCCCAAAAGAAAGGGUGCUGCAGAGAAUGGAGAGUUCAGGGCAAACACAAGGACUGGACUUAGCUCCCUAGGUGCCACGGUCAGAUGCCGGACACGGAUUUAUAUAUAAAUAUAUAUAUAUAAAUAUAUAUAUACCCACUCAUCACGGCCAUCUUUGUUGUAACCAUUUCUGUGUUUAUAAAUGCAUUAUCUCUGAGAAUUUUCAUAUUUGAUGUUUUGGUUGUUUUAUUUUUCUUUUUUUCCUCCUCCACCCUGUCCUCUGGCCACAGCAUUUUGAUUUCUUUUCAUCUCUUUUUUUUUAAUCGUACAGAUUUCAGAGAAAAGGAAAUUUUAAAAAAAUCAGGAAACAAGUUGUUAUAAAGCAAUUUAAAAAUGAAGAAAAAAAAAACUUAUGUACAAACCAAGGGGUGUUUUUAGAACAUUGUAUAGAAAUAAAUUCAUGUAAAAGGA